UGGUUAGCAUUCAUGAAUCAGUUGGACAUCUGACUAACCUCCUUUUCCUAAGUGCUUCAGAAUGCAUUCAACUCCAAAGUUUUGUGCCAACAAUUUAUUUACCAUCUCUCGAAUACCUUUGCUUUAACUUUUGUCGGAAACUCUCACAUUUACCAGAGAUCAUGGAAAUAAUGGAUAAGCCAUUAAAGAUUGAUAUGAUAUAUACGUCUAUUGAAGAACUUCCAGAAUCCAUCAAAAAUCUUAUUGGGCUUAAUUAUCUUGACAUUACAGGUUGUAAGGGACUCCAACAUUUACCAAGUAGCCUAUUUAUGCUUCCAAAUUUUGUCACAUUAAAAAUUCGAGAAUGUUGUCAACUUGGAGUGUCUUUUAGAAGGAUCAGAGCAAGCCAUUCAACAUGCUCAAAGCUAGAGACAUUACAUUUCGGCAAUGCUGAUCUAUUAAACGAAGAUGUCCAUAGGAUUAUUCACAAUUUUCCUAACUUAAAAGACUUAAAUGUUUCAGAAAACAAAUUUGUGUCUUUCCCAACAAGCAUUAUAGAAUGUAAUAAGUUGACGAGACUUGACGUGAGGUUUUGUGCGAAGCUCCAAGAACUUCCAGAACUUCCAUUAAGUGUUGAGGAAGUAGAUGCAAGUUUCUGCAAUUCCUUAACAUGGGAGACAUCAAACAUGUUAUGGACUCAGGUGUGUAAAGAGAAGGAGAGAUUACAAGUCAUAAUGCCAAAGACAAAGAUUCCUGAAUGGUUUGACUAUGUUAGCGAGGAAGGGUUUCCAUUUUUUGAGGCUCGUGGGAAGUUCCCUUCAGUUGCUUUAGCGUUUGUGUUUGGGGAAGAGGAUCCCAUGAUUCAGCGACCAUAUUCAGAUGGCAUUUCUUUUGGUGCAAGUUUAUUUUAGAGGGUACCAAUACCUUCUGUGACUAGGACCACAUAAAGGAUGACAUGUGUUAAUUUUGACAGAAGUUAUAUUUUUUAAGAAUGUUUUAAUAUUUGCUAUUUAACCAUCAUUAAUUAUAUCAUUUUAAAUAAUAGU
Molecule: messenger RNA, 1025 nt
Organism: Cajanus cajan (pigeon pea)
Lineage: Eukaryota; Viridiplantae; Streptophyta; Magnoliopsida; Fabales; Fabaceae
Product: TMV resistance protein N-like
Source: RefSeq, a predicted model, not a curated record